UCACACUUUGAAUGCAUUGAGACUCACAUUAAGCAUACAAUCAAUGAAUGUAAGCAUUGGUUGUAUUGAAAGUGAUUUAACCAUUAAUUGAAUUCAUUAACCGAAACAUUGAUUUGCCAGAAGGACAACAAAAUGGCGUUGAGUUCAUUUGCCGUCAGAUCUAUGAAUUUGAGCCGAAGUGCGACCUCAAAGGUUUCAUUUCUUAAAAAUCUAUCAAAGGCCUAUUCGCCGGUUGGCUUGAAUGCCAUGAAUACUUUGCGGUGCAUUUCAACGACCGCCAAACUGCAGGCCUCGGGAGCCGAAGUAUCGUCCAUUUUGGAGGAGAGAAUUUUAGGACAAACAGCUUCAGCUAAUUUAGAUGAGACCGGACGAGUAUUGUCCAUCGGUGACGGUAUUGCUCGCGUUUACGGCCUUAAGAAUAUUCAGGCCGAAGAAAUGGUGGAAUUUUCAAGUGGUCUUAAGGGAAUGGCUCUUAAUUUAGAACCCGAUAACGUCGGUAUUGUGGUCUUCGGUAACGACAAGCUUAUCAAAGAAGGAGAUAUUGUUAAGAGAACCGGUGCUAUCGUAGACGUACCCAUUGGUAUAGAGUUAUUGGGACGUGUUGUCGAUGCUUUGGGUAACGCUAUUGAUGGCAAGGGACCAAUUAAAACAACAAAGAGAGCUCGUGUCGGUCUUAAAGCUCCGGGUAUUAUUCCCAGGAUUAGUGUCAAAGAGCCUAUGCUUACAGGUAUGAAGGCUGUGGACAGCUUAGUACCGAUUGGUAGAGGACAGCGAGAAUUGAUUAUUGGUGAUCGACAAACUGGUAAAACUGCUAUUGCUAUCGACACUAUUAUUAACCAAAAACGAUUCAAUGAUGGAACCGAUGAUAAAAAGAAGUUGUUUUGUGUGUACGUUGCAAUCGGACAGAAGAGAUCAACAGUGGCUCAGAUUGUCAAACGACUUGCAGAUUCCGAUGCAAUGAAGUACACAGUCGUAGUCUGUGCCACCGCCUCCGAUGCGGCGCCUCUUCAAUAUUUGGCUCCAUAUUCUGGUUGUGCAAUGGGAGAGUUCUUCAGAGAUAACGGAAAGCACGCGCUUAUCAUUUACGACGAUCUUUCCAAACAAGCCGUAGCUUAUCGUCAAAUGUCUUUACUUUUGCGUCGACCACCGGGUCGUGAGGCUUAUCCCGGAGAUGUAUUCUAUCUUCACUCCCGAUUACUCGAAAGAGCCGCCAAAAUGAAUGACUCAUUCGGAGGCGGAUCGUUGACAGCUCUCCCCGUAAUUGAAACUCAGGCCGGAGACGUGUCGGCAUAUAUUCCAACAAAUGUCAUCUCCAUCACCGACGGACAAAUCUUCUUAGAAACUGAGCUCUUCUAUAAGGGUAUUCGUCCGGCUAUUAAUGUCGGUCUAUCUGUCAGUCGUGUCGGAUCUGCUGCUCAGACCAGAGCUAUGAAACAGGUGGCCGGUUCAAUGAAGCUUGAGUUAGCUCAAUAUCGAGAAGUGGCCGCUUUUGCCCAAUUCGGCUCAGAUUUGGACGCCGCCACUCAACAACUUCUUAAUAGAGGUGUUCGACUCACAGAACUUCUAAAACAAGGACAAUACGUCCCGAUGCCUAUCGAAGACCAGGUGUCGGUUAUCUACACCGGAGUAAGAGGUUAUUUGGAUAAAAUGGAUCCGUCAAAGAUUGGUCAGUUCGAGAAAGAGUUCUUACAACACAUCAAGACUUCACAUCAGGAUAUGUUGAAUACAAUUGCAAACGAAGGCAAAAUUAGUGACGAAACCGACGCUAAACUCAAGAAAAUAGUAAUAGAUUUUAUGGCAACAUUUCAGGCCUAAUGGCUACCAAUAAUUAAUAUUUAAUAAUAAUGUAAUUAAAUAUAAAAAUUGUUUUAGUUCUUCAAAUAAUUAGAUGCGAUUUUGCAGUCAUUGAUAUCAUUGAAUGCAGUAAUAAAUGAACUUUU
Oppia nitens is the source of this 1940-nucleotide messenger RNA. RefSeq names its product ATP synthase subunit alpha, mitochondrial-like (gene blw). Gene Ontology annotation, biological process: proton transmembrane transport; proton motive force-driven ATP synthesis. The record is from RefSeq and is a predicted model, not a curated record. Gene Ontology annotation, molecular function: proton-transporting ATP synthase activity, rotational mechanism; ATP binding; ADP binding. The transcript has 7 exons. NCBI's taxonomy places the organism in Eukaryota, Metazoa, Arthropoda, Arachnida, Sarcoptiformes, Oppiidae. Bases 133 to 1815 code for a protein of 560 amino acids.